AUGCUCUCAGCAUCUCAGCAUCGACCUCCGAUGGAUCAGCAAUCAAUGUGCAAGUUAGCCUCAACGCAAAUCGACGCAUUCUUGACAGAGCUUGAAAGGUUAGAUGAUAAGAUGAUUCUUACCGAAGUACACCUGCUCGAGAGUCACAUCUACCGUGGCAUCGGAAACCUGUCGAAGUCCAAGGUUGGUCCUUCGAGUGCCAUCCCGGUAUUCUCAUUGUACGCUUACGUCCACGAAAUGCAAAGGCUGCCAUCACUUUCGCUAGACCUGCAAUCUGGUGUUCUCCAUGCCAAGGACAAAGAUUACACUAUCGCAUACUCAUAUUUCUAUGAGACUUUUGAGAACAUGUCAUCGCAGGAUGACCCAGCAGCGCUGAACGCACUCAAGUACAUGCUUUUGUGCAAGGUCAUGUUGAAUAUGCCAGAAGAUGUAACAUCACUUCUCUAUAUCAAGCUCGCACAGAAUUUGCUGCGUAUCGGUGAGCCGUACUCGAUGGUAAAGAUUGACUACGUUGCCAAACAGGCUAUCUCAGAUGAUCUUGGACAUGGUGUUCCACGGCGUGCUGGAUCAGGGAUGACUCGGAUGCCUGAUCGUAUUUGA
Suillus fuscotomentosus is the source of this 600-nucleotide messenger RNA. RefSeq lists its product as uncharacterized. Gene Ontology annotation, molecular function: structural molecule activity. NCBI's taxonomy places the organism in Eukaryota, Fungi, Basidiomycota, Agaricomycetes, Boletales, Suillaceae. Bases 1 to 600 code for a protein of 199 amino acids. Gene Ontology annotation, cellular component: proteasome regulatory particle, lid subcomplex. The transcript is spliced from 5 exons. The record is from RefSeq and is a predicted model, not a curated record. Gene Ontology annotation, biological process: ubiquitin-dependent protein catabolic process.